AUGGGGGCGUCCGCCCUGGAGAAGAAAGGGCGGGGAGGGGAUAGGCGGGGCACAAAGAGGCUGCGGAGCGCGCUUGUGAACGGGAAUGGUUCUGUGGGGGCUGAGGUGGGGUCGAAGAAGCAGGCAAACGGUCAGGCAGGUCAGAAUGGGGGGUUUCAUCCAGCAGAGCCACUGGGAGGCGCCGAGCAGAAGGAGGCGAAGCUGGGGCGCAGCUUUAGCAACGCGACAAUUGCGUCGAUGCCACUGAAGAAGAGGAAACUGCAGCUCAUGAUGGCCAUGAUGGAAGAGGACACGACAGGGGCACCGCCCUCGGCGGUACCAGAGGAGAGUCCGCGGGGUGCUGUGCGGAGCAUGCCUGCGGAGAAUGGGCAUGCACACAAGAUGGAGCCAGAUUCGGAGGGCGAAGACAAGGCUGCAUCAGGUGUUGCUUUGCAGGAGAUCAAGGGCAAGAGGAUUGAGGAUCGGCAGUCCCUAGCGGUAAAAGGGGAGGGUUUGCAGGGUGCAACCCCUGGCCCUGCCGACGGGUUAGGAGGCUCUGGGAGCGUUGCGCUGGAUGUGCUUGCUGGUGUGGCGGCAAGCGCUGAAGCAGAGAUGAUGGAGACAGGGAGCCCGAUCCUGAAGGCGCCAGUGAAGGGGAGGAGGAACGGGGGUCGGCGCGCUCGGUUUGGCGGGGAGAAGGGGAACAGCAGCAGGGAGAACUCGGCGGAUGAGAAGAGUGGGGACGCGCUCGCUGGGGAGAAGGAAGCAGAGAGAGCAAAAGCAGUCGAGGAGCCUGGCAGAAAGUUGCGCGAGGAGGUUGCCAAGGAGUUGGCAGGCGAGGAGGAAAACGGGGGAGAGGAUGAGAGUGGCGGAGGCGAGGUUGGCAGGAGUGAAGACGGGAGGGAGGGGCGAGAUGAGGGGCAGAGUCUCAAGAAAGAAGAGGAGUCGCAAGCUGGGGUGCAAGAGUGCAGGCAGUCAUCUGGAGUGCUACCAGCAAAGCUGAGUGGCAUAGAGGAGGGGGUGCCAGAUGGAGAAAGUGCUUUGGAGAGAGGGUCAGGUGAAGCGGAAGUGAAAGCGAAGGGGGUGAGCCGGGACCUCGAAAUAGAUGGCAGCGUAAGGGAGUCAGGGCCUCCCAGUGCAGAGCAGAGCGCGCCUGUUGGGAUCCGUGGAGAGAACGGAGAGAGGGUGUCGAGCAUUGUGAGGGCGGGGGGUGAGGGUGCUGAGACCCCUGAUAUUCAGAGAGGAAGUGCUGGGGUUGAGAAUGGCGAUGCAGGCGUGGGGUCAGCAGAGCUUGCAGAAGAGCCUGGGUCUCGUGUCGCCAGCAUGACAGCCGAGGCACCCAGAUGGGAGGCAGAUGGGGAGGAAAUGGCAGACGGUAAUUUGAGUCCGGUUAGUGACGACGGGGGUGUGGAGUGGGACGCACGUGAUGCUGAAGAUGGAGCGGUAGCGGGAGAGCAUGCAGUGGGAGGGAGCAAAGAAGUGGAGCAGAAGUUGGAAGACAGUGGGGUGGACCGGGACGGGCCAGCAGCAAAGGCUGAGAGCAUGGGGCAGAGAGAAGUCGGAGAGCAGGGGAUGCGGGGCUGGUCUGCCGGCAGUCGCCAGGAGGACAUGCCAGAGCGAGCAGAGGUGGACACCAGGACCACGGACGAGCCUGGGGAGGAGGCUCGGAGGGAGCCUGGUUUGGCAAAGAGGAGGGACAGCUUUGGCGAGAACGAUCUUGACUUGGAGCAGGUCGACCUGGACUAUGGUCCGUCGUCCGGGGAAGACGAGGGACCUGCAACCCUCGCAGAGUCAGAUGCGCCGCAGACCUCGCUUGCUGCAGCUGUUUCGAGUGCUGUGGCGGCAGCCGCUGCGCAGACGGGGGUGGAUUCGAAGGAGGGGGGGUGGGGCGAGGACGAGGCACCCAGUGGGGAGAGGAGCGUGGAUGCCAGGGGGGGAAGAAUUGCUGACAGUGGAAGAGGGCUGGAUUCCAGAGGCUCAGAUGCAGGGAGGGGGCCGGGGGUGGUCCGAAACGGGGACGCUGCAAGGAUUCCAGAUGCUGGGCCACCCCCCCCUGCCAGGAGAGGCGCCGACGGGAGGCGGUUUGGCGGCAGCAGGGAAGGCUCCAGGGAGCGUCGGGAGGAGGUUGACAGGUGGCAAGAGCAGGACAGGCGGGACGAGCGCCCAGGUCCGUAUCGGCGUGAGUUCCCUAGCCGGGGGGUCCGCCCUGACUACCAAGGGUGGGGCUCAGCACCCCCUUACGGUCCCAAGGGGUGGGGCCCUGGGGUUCGCCGCGGGCCGAGCUUUGGCCCCGCCUCUUCUCUGAACGCGGCUGCUGCUGCCGCUGCGCGCUUGCAGAGUACGGGCUUUGUGGUGAACCCGGAUGGGACAAUCAGCAAGGUGCCGGAGCCGAUGAUGGGGGCGCGUGGGGGGGGAAUGUACGCAGCGGGGGGGUUGAGGAGAAUUGGGGGCCCUGGGGGGGUGCCAAGAGCUGUGCUUGCGUACCCUGGAAUGGGAGGACCGCCGGGAAUGGGGGGCCUGGUGGGCCCUGUGACGAGGCCCGUGAUGCUGGUGCCAGGCAGGGGACUGGUGGAAGUGCCGUAUCCAGGGCCGCGGCCAAUGAUGGGGGGACCGCCUCCCAGAUACCCGCCAGGCUGGAGGCGUGGCCGCAGCCCUUCUCCACCCCUGCCCGCAAGAGCACCCCCUCCUCGCGGAAGCUACCAUGGCGCCAGCCCCGUCCGUGGCGGGCGGUCACGCUCCCGGUCCCGCUCACCGCCGCCCCCGCGCAACCGAGACUAUCUCGUCGGAUUUCGAGGUGCAGAGCGAAACGGCUCUCGGGGCAGGUCCGACGGGAUGAGGGAUCCUAGCCCGCCACCACCCCGCGCGCGCAGCCCGCUUCUGAAGCGGGGGGUAAGUUUCAGCCCGCCGAAGGGCCGGGACAGCUCCCUGCCAAGUCGGAGGAACGGGGCCUCCUCACAAGAGAGCGGGGGAAGGAACGGGCAGCGAGUGGUCAGCCCCGUGAAGCGGAGCGUCAGCCCAGCAAGGAAGAGGGGCGGUUCGGACAGCCGGGGUGAUAGCCAGUCCCCGCCUGUGAGGAAGAGAGCACUGUCGGAGUCGCCGAUCGAGCAUCAUUCUCCCCCAAAGAGUCGGAGGGAAGAAAAGGGUGCGAGUCGGGAGAGAGAGGGGCCGCUGCGCAGAGAGGACUUCGGGAGAGGGAGGGAGCGAGAAGGGAGCUACAACCGAGACUGGGGUGGUGAAGAGCGGCCAGGGAAGGAGCGACCAAGCAGGCGGUAUGAGUCGCCCCCUCCCCGGAGGCGUGGUCCGAAUGUAUUUGGUGGUUCAGCUGCAGACUGAUGAGAAGAAUUGCAGAAUUUAAAAUGUUUACUGAGCAGAUGAAGGGGUCAGCUCUACAUCUGCAAUGGUUUUGAGGAUAACUCGAUGAGGGAGUUUUUGGAACAAGUUCCCUGCAGCACAUCGGCAGAUGAGUUUCCCACUUCCUGAAAGAAUGGAGUGAGGUCGAAGAACAGAUUUUGCGACAACAGGGAUUACCACUUGUGCUAAUGUAGUUCCCAGUGGGGUAACCCGUAGCUUUCCAAGAGAGUCAAACUUGGUGUCUAAUCAAGAUUAUCAGGCUGAGCAACUGCAGGAGGACUUAGUCCAAUGCUUCAGGCUAGUUUUAAGCCAACAGUUCCGGAUUGGAGUGGAGCCUUUUAAGCUUCCGUGGCACCCCUUGCCUACUUGAAGUUCGUCGAAAUUGUGAUACAUUGCAAUUGUCGAGCCCCAGAUGUCCAAGAUAUAGAGAGUGGUUGAUGUUUCGGAGC
Molecule: messenger RNA, 3779 nt
Organism: Klebsormidium nitens
Lineage: Eukaryota; Viridiplantae; Streptophyta; Klebsormidiophyceae; Klebsormidiales; Klebsormidiaceae
Source: the annotation of a GenBank genome assembly